AUUAUUAUUAUAUUUUUCUUGCAAAUUUUUUUUUCUUAUUUUGAAAAUAUCAAUUUGGGUUUUAAUUAUCAAUUUUUUUUUUUAUUUUCUCAUUCUACUCACUUCAAAAUCGUCAUUAAGUUGCCAUCAAACGAUUACAUUAUUCUUGACAGUUAACUUUCACUAAAUACACACAUUGACAUGUAUAUAUUAUAAUUAGUACACGUUUUUGUAUUCGUACAUGCGCAACAUAUAUUUCGUUGAUACAUAAAUUCUUCUUUUUUCCGUGAACAGUACCAGAUACGAAGAAAUGGACCGAAGACCGUCAUCUUACAGAUCGCGUCCAGCUUCGUCCAAACCAACAGGUCCUAGUUGCGUGAUAUGUUUUAAAAUGCAAUCAAUUUAUUCAAUUGGUACGUGCGAUCAUCCAGUAUGUUACGAGUGUUCGACUACCAUGAGAGUGCUCUGUGAUCAAAAAGAGUGUCCAAUAUGCAGGCGAAUACUGACUAAGGUAAUUUUUACAAAAGAUGAGUUGGAUUUGUUUAAAAAUUUGGAUGAUCGUUCAUAUCCCCGAUAUAACAAAAAAUAUGGCAUUGCAUUUGGUGAUCUUUCUGUGGAAAAUUCAUUUGAUCAAUUAUUACGUUGCUACUGUAAAAAAUGUUAUGAUCAUCCAGAGUUCAUGUCAUUCGAACAAUUAGCUGCACACAUGGAACGAAAUCAUCGUCUUUAUGCUUGUCGCCUCUGUGUGAAUAAUUUAAAGAUAUUUCCAAGUCAAAGACGUUGGUAUAACUCCGAUGAGUUAACUAGGCAUGAAGAAUGUGGAGACCCUGAUAAUACAUCUCACCGAGGCCAUCCUGAAUGUCAAUUUUGUAAUGUUCGCUACUUAGACAAAGACGAACUUUAUAAACAUCUAAGGAAGGAACAUUUUUAUUGUCAUUUCUGUGAUGCCGAUGGUAUUCAAGACUAUUAUAUGUCAUAUGACUGGUUGAGAAAGCAUUAUUACGACAAUCACUACCUUUGCGAAGAAGGAAAUUGUGUAAACGAACAAUUUACGUCAGUUUUUCGUACGUCGAUUGACUUACAAGCUCAUAAAGCACAAACACACAGCAGGGACUUGGGAAAACAAGGAUACAAAGAAGCACGUACUUUAAAACUUGAGUUUAACUUAAGACCGAGACACAAUCCAACAGUUGAACCUGGUAGACCUAACCAAUACCAACCACCACGCCAACCACCCCGUCAACCUACAUCUGAUAAUUCUUAUAACAACAACAACUAUUCCAACGGCCACACGUUGCCGACGACAUCAUCAGAUCGUGCCAUCAACGUACGCAACACUGCAGACUUCCCAUCUCUGAACGGUCAGCACACAACGGUGUUGCCAUGUGCACGCACUAGGAAACAAAACCAAUCGGUCAACACGCAAGACUUGCAUUCAUUCCCUGCCCUGGGACAGGAUCCGCAACCGCCAGUGGCAUCCAAGGCCCAGAAACCGGCAAUGAACAGUAUCCGAAUGGCCGCGGUGUUGAAGAAACCAGCAGAACCUCCUAAACCGGACCGAAACAAAGACACUAAGGUGCCUUCAGGCCCACGAUUACCCAACCAAGCCAGGGACUUUCCGUCGCUGGACGGCAAUCAUAACCACCAGCUACAGCAGCAACAAAAUUUGCAACAUCCCAGGCUGACCGCCAAUAAAGAGAUUAUGGCGGCCAGCAGUUCGGGUGGCGGAAGUUGGGUGUCUAAAGCCAAGACGGGCAACGAGAACGACAAGAAAAAAGUGAAAAAAGAACCGGCAGCCAUCAAGAAGAAAAUAGCUGAGGCGCCAAAGGUACCAGGCCCAUCGGAUUUUCCAAAUUUAAACAAAAAAUAUGAACCGUCCAAGAGCAACCUCGCCAAGUUAGGUGGCAACAAAAAGAAAACAGAGAACAACUCGAAGAAAACCCCACCUGCGGAAAAUAAUGUCAAUGGAAGCGGUGUCGUUCAAAAUGGGAAGAAAAACACUCCGACCGUGGACAGCAACAGUAGUAAUAAGGAAAAUGUAAACAAAUCCAAUACCAAAAUCGUUGACGCUGUGCAGAUGUGCAACGGUGGUGCGGCCGGUGACGUGUCGUGCAAGACUGCGACCGCAACAACUUCGAAUAAUAAUAAGGUGGCUGCUGGCAAGACUGAAGUGAUAAAGUCCGUCGUAACAGCCCCGGCCGAACAGCCUAAGAGAGAGCCGUCUAAAAAGAAAGAGGCUGCUGCUGUUGGCCGAACAUCGGCACAACCUGAUGAAGAAUCCGUUUCUGACACCAAUAACCCAAAAGACAAAAAAAAGAGGAAAAAGAACGAAAACCGAGGAGAACAACAACCUACAUCCCAGGCCGUGCACCAACAGCAAGAAAAUCAGCAUCAACAACAACUACAAAACAAUCACAUCAAAACAUCGACACCGAAAAUACCGCCAGGAUUCGAGAACGCGUAUCACCAACAGCAGCAACAGGUCAGAGCACCCCCCGGGCUAUCCGGUAAUCGCGGACCAUCUCCUGCAGCACAGAACCAUCACAGGAUCAAAGCUCCUCCCGGUCUGUCGUUAACCGACAGCGGUGGUGGUGGUAAAUCGUUCGAGUACUUACAUCCGACCGACUCAUCAGUCCGAAAUAAAGUGCUCAUCAAUAACCUAAUGGCUGCGCUCAUACCUGCUCGCGACGAACGUUUCGACACGUUUGAGAAGUUUAAAGAAAUGUCCACGUUAUUUCGCAAACACGUCAUUACUGCGUUUGAUUUUUACUCGUACUGUGUCGAAGCACUUGCCCCACACAGCUUCGAGUCCGUCUUCCAAGAACUUGUGUUACUAUUGCCUGACAUCCAAAAGCAGCGGGAAUUGCUGUAUAUUUACAACCGAAAUAGUAGACACGAGAUGAACGUAGAGGUGUGCAAAUACUGUCGUCAAGUGUUGAGGACCAGUGACUUGGAAUCCCAUAUGUCCGUUCAUGAUACGACUGCGCGUAGUUGAAAUGAAACUGAUUCGCUUGUGUCUGUAUAGCACAAUCGAAUCGUCAACGUCGAUCGUGCCUCCCCAAUGUAAUUAUUAAAUUAUCAUCAUUAUAUUCUAAUUUUAAUGUAAACUUUUUAAAUUGCGCUUGCAAUUAUAAUAAUACUACCUAUAUGUAUAAUUUUCUUUUUUUGUUCUUUUUUGUAAUUAUUUUUAUUUAAUUACUUAUGUAAUUAAUUUUAAUUUCUAAAGAGAGCUAAGUUUAGUGUUUAACACUUUUGAAAACAUUAUCAACAAUAAUAUGUUUCCAAAGCUCAAUGUGCUUGUUAAGUUUAUAUUCGUAUAUAUAUUAUUUACCUAUUAUUAUUAUAGUUAUUUGUCGGCUGUUCAAAUAUUUACAAUAAGAAAAUAAUAUUUAAAAAAAUUAAUAUUGCCGUUUAAAAAUUGACGAUUAAAGUAAAAUUUAUUAUCAUACUGCGAUGUAUCAUAUAUCUAAUAUUUUAUGUAUGAUACAACUACACAAUUGUAUAAUAACAGUAAUAAUAAUACUAAUAAAUAUAUUGUGUAUUUGUAUAUAUGGGCAGGUCGUGGUGUUUAGCUCGGUAGCUCGAGUGAUAUUAUACUUGUAUCAUGUACCUAUGUCGUAUGUGUAUUUUGUAUCAUUUAGAAACUAAUCGUUUUUAAUACAGUAUAAUACACACUACAAAUUAUUAUAUUAUUAUAUGUACAUCCGACUACUUUCUAUGGGUACAGAUAUUAUGUAAUGUAUAUUAUUUUUAAUUUUAAUGUAAGGGAAACACAUUGCAUAUUAAUAUAUUAUGUACCUAUGUUUUCAGUCGAUCAGACAAUAACAUUAUACUAGACUGUAAUAAAGAAAAAUAAAUGUGUAUUUGUAAAAGAA
Messenger RNA from Aphis gossypii (cotton aphid), 3854 nucleotides. RefSeq names its product E3 ubiquitin-protein ligase ZNF598. NCBI's taxonomy places the organism in Eukaryota, Metazoa, Arthropoda, Insecta, Hemiptera, Aphididae. Gene Ontology annotation, molecular function: ubiquitin protein ligase activity; ribosome binding. Bases 290 to 2974 code for a protein of 894 amino acids. Gene Ontology annotation, biological process: protein ubiquitination; rescue of stalled cytosolic ribosome. The record is from RefSeq and is a predicted model, not a curated record. The transcript is spliced from 8 exons.